This is a messenger RNA of Galendromus occidentalis (western predatory mite), 3426 nucleotides long. RefSeq names its product ATP-dependent RNA helicase l(1)G0007 (gene Prp16). The transcript has 8 exons. Gene Ontology annotation, molecular function: ATP binding; 3'-5' RNA helicase activity; RNA binding. The record is from RefSeq and is a predicted model, not a curated record. Gene Ontology annotation, cellular component: intracellular anatomical structure. NCBI's taxonomy places the organism in Eukaryota, Metazoa, Arthropoda, Arachnida, Mesostigmata, Phytoseiidae.
GCGAUGGCUGACAACAUCCACCGUUUGGACGCGCCGUCGGAGCAAGUCGGUGGUCUGAUCAUACGUAAGAGAGCAGUAGAAGAACAUUUGUUCAAGAAACCCGAGCCUCCGAAGAGCUCGAUCCUCGGACUAGAUGUUCUGGCUGCCGAGCGGAGGAAAAUCAAAGCAGAUGAAGACGCUUCCAAGGCAGGGCGAAAAUAUAGAGAUCGUCUUGAUGAGACCCCCACUCACACAGGGGGAGUCAGCGAGAAAUUCGUCCGACGCAAAAGAGAAUAUCACCGUGGAAUAGAAGUACGCAGGGAGGACAAAGAGCGAAAGAGCGAAUGAUGAACAAUCCAUCAAUAAGAGGGGCUGCUGCUACAGAGUCAUGUCUUUGCAUCCUUCAGACAUUCCGACCGCUCGACCGGCAGAGAUCGUUCAGAGCGUCGACAUCGGUCCCGGAGCUCGGAGAGCUCGAGGAGAUCCCAUAGGUACGACAGCGACUCCCCAAGAAGCCCUCCCAGCCGUGAGAGAUCACGUGACGACUCGCGUCGGAGUUCACGUCCUAAUUGGUCUCAGAGAAGCGACAGAAGCGCUCUCAGCUCGAGGUCCGACCGGAGCUAUAGGAAAGACAUCCGAACGCCUCGCAGCAUACGGGCCUACGAAACCCCGUCGAACUCACACUGGGAAGAAGAUGGGGAUAACUUGAGGAAAGAAGGCUGGGACGACGAGGAUUGGAGCUCGGAACAGGUUCGCCUGGACCGGGAGUGGUACAUGAUGGACGAGGGCCACGCGGAGUCGGAUAACCCGUUCAAUGACGUUGCGCAAGAAUACAUCGACAAGCGCGAACAGCAACUCGAAGCCCGAAGGCAAAAGAAACUAUCAGCGAAGCAGCGUCAACAUAAUGCUGAUAACGAGAAAUGGGAGACAAACAGAAUGUUGACCUCGGGUGUCGUUCAGAAAACCGAGUUAGACGACGAUUUCGACGAAGUUGCCGAGGCCAAAGUUCACGUUUUGGUGCACAACAUCGUGCCCCCGUUCCUCGAUGGUCGGAUCGUGUUCACAAAACAACCCGAGCCGGUGAAUCCUGUCAGAGAUCCCACGUGUGACAUGGCAAUCGUCGCUAGAAAAGGCAGUGCCGUGGUUCGUUUCUUCCGCGAGCAGAAGGAGAGACGCAAAGCUCAAAAGAAGGAGUGGGAACUGGCGGGAACGAAACUCGGGAAUAUACUCGGUGUUAAGAAAGAGGAGGAGGUCGAUCAGCCAAAGGAUUACAAAAUUGAGAGCCGCUACGCCGACCACAUGAAAGAGGAGGAGGCCGCGAAAUCGAGCGAGUUCGCAAGGAAGAAGACAAUUACUCAACAGAGACAGUAUCUGCCCGUUUUCGCAGCCAGAGAGGAACUCCUCAAGGUGAUUCGAGACAACCAGGUCGUCAUCAUCGUCGGAGAGACCGGCUCAGGGAAAACCACUCAGCUCACCCAAUAUCUGCACGAGGAUGGCUACACCAAAUACGGAAUGAUCGGUUGUACCCAACCGAGACGAGUGGCUGCGAUGUCAGUCGCUAAAAGAGUCUCCGAAGAAGUAGGUUGUAAGUUGGGCGAAGAAGUCGGUUACGCCAUACGUUUUGAAGACUGCACAUCUCCGAAAACUGUCAUCAAAUACAUGACCGACGGUAUCCUGCUCCGAGAGAAGCUGCGUCUACACGAUCUCGACAACUACUCGGCAAUUAUCAUGGAUGAAGCUCACGAGAGGUCUCUCAACACCGAGGUUCUCUUCGGUCUCCUCCGCAACGUCAUCGCCGACCGGCAUGAUCUCAAGCUGAUUGUCACUUCGGCUACCAUGGACGCGUCGAAAUUCGCCGAAUUCUUCGGCAACGCGCCUGUUUUUACCGUACCGGGUCGUACCUUCCCCGUAGAUCUGUUCUUCGCCAAAAAUAUGAUCGAAGACUACGUCGACGGGGCCGUGAAGCAAGCGAUACAGAUCCACCUCCAACCGAGCUCGGGAGACAUCUUGAUCUUCAUGCCGGGCCAAGAAGACAUCGAGGUCACUUGCGACCUGAUUCAGGAGCGCCUCAGUCAAGUCGAGAACUCUCCCCCUUUGGCAAUUUUGCCGAUCUAUUCCCAACUGCCGAGCGAUCUGCAGGCGAAGAUUUUCCAGAAAGCGCCCGAUGGCAUUCGGAAAUGCAUCGUGGCCACGAACAUCGCCGAAACUUCUCUCACUGUCGACGGAAUCUCCUUUGUCGUCGACAGUGGAUACUGCAAGCUGAAAGUCUACAACCCCCGGAUCGGAAUGGACGCUUUGCAAAUCUACCCGGUCAGUCAAGCGAACGCCAAUCAGAGAUCGGGUCGGGCUGGACGUACAGGUCCGGGAGUUUGUUUCCGAUUGUACACGGCGAGCCAGUACGAGAACGAACUCCUCACGACGACUGUUCCGGAAAUUCAGCGAACCAACCUCGCGAACGUCGUGCUGUUGCUCAAAUCCCUGAGGGUCGAAAACCUCCUUGAGUUCCAUUUCAUGGACCCACCCCCUCAAGACAACAUCCUAAACUCAAUGUAUCAGCUGUGGAUUCUCGGUGCCUUGGACAACAUUGGUCAACUGACACAUCUUGGAAGGAAAAUGGUGGAAUUCCCCCUGGAUCCACCGCUCUCAAAAAUGGUGAUCGUUUCGGAAGAAAUGGGAUGCUCCGAGGAGAUUCUGACGAUCGUUUCCAUGCUCUCGGUUCCCUCGAUUUUCUAUCGACCCAAGGGCCGGGAAGAGGAGAGCGAUUCGGUGCGAGAAAAACUACAAGUACCUGAAUCAGAUCACUUGACAUUCCUCAACGUUUAUCAAAAAUGGAAGAUGACCCGAUACUCGUCAUCUUGGUGUGGCGAGCAUUUUGUGCACGUGAAAUCCAUGCGGAAAGUACGUGAGGUCAGAGAGCAGCUGAGGGACAUUUUCGUGCAGCAGAAGAUGAAGCUCAUCUCGUGCGGGAUGGAUUGGGACAUUGCUCGCAAAUGUAUUUGCUCGUCAUUCUUCCACCAGGCGGCGAGGCUCAAAGGUAUAGGCGAAUACAUAAACUGUCGCACCGGUAUGCCAUGUCAUCUCCAUCCGACCUCCGCCUUGUACGGCAUGGGUUACACCCCGGAUUACGUCGUCUACCAUGAGUUGGUCAUGACGUCGAAAGAAUACAUGCAGUGCGUAACUGCUGUGGACGGGCAUUGGCUUGCCGAACUCGGACCGAUGUUUUACAGUGUGAAAACAACGGGGAAAUCGAGACUGGAGAAACACCGCGCAGAGAGAGACCAUGCCAGUCGCAUGGAGGAGGAGAUGGAGAUAGCACAACAACAGCUGGAGCAGAAGAAAAAAGAUCUAGAACUGCAACAAAGCAUACGAUCAUCUAGGAGCGUGAUCGCAACGCCUGGAGCGACGCCGCGACUCAAAGGCGCUACCCCUCGCAGGAUGGGUCUCUGA